AUAAAAACUUAAAUACACAAGCAGCGAGACAGGUGCGCUCAGUGGUUCGCCGGCUGCUCAAAGAGAGAGUUGUCAUUGCGGAAAAGUCAGAAGAAACCGUAGCUCGUGCGUUAAAAAAAUAGCUGGGCAGCAUAUUACAAAAACAACAUAAAAAAUUUCUCGCGCCUAAUCUCAACGGGCAACCUAGCAACACUUAAGAAACAUUUUCACAAUAAGAAAAAAACACAACAGACGGCCGCAAAAUGAUCAAUAUGGACAUCAGCGUGACGCCCAACUAUUCCUAUAUCUUUGAUUUCGAGAAUGAUUUCAUACACCAGCGGACACGCAAAUGGAUGCUGGAAAACUGGACAUGGGUGUUCUACUAUUGUGGCAUUUACAUGCUCGUCAUAUUCGGUGGUCAGCAUUUCAUGCAAAAUCGGCCGAGAUUUCAACUACGAGGCCCGCUCAUCAUAUGGAACACACUGCUGGCGAUGUUCAGCAUAAUGGGAGCUGCUCGCACGGCACCUGAACUGAUUCACGUGCUGCGUCAUUAUGGACUUUUCCACUCGGUCUGUGUACCCAGCUAUAUUGAACAAGAUCGCGUUUGUGGCUUCUGGACCUGGUUGUUUGUGCUGAGUAAAUUGCCGGAAUUGGGCGAUACGAUAUUCAUCGUGUUGCGUAAACAACCGUUGAUCUUUCUGCAUUGGUAUCAUCACAUCACAGUCCUGAUCUACUCGUGGUUCAGCUAUACGGAAUACACAAGCUCCGCCCGUUGGUUCAUCGUGAUGAACUAUUGCGUCCACUCGGUGAUGUACAGCUAUUAUGCACUGAAGGCGGCACGCUUUAAUCCACCCAGAUUUAUAUCGAUGAUCAUCACGUCACUGCAGCUGACGCAAAUGAUCAUUGGAUGUGCGAUCAAUUUGUGGGCGAAUGGUUUCCUCAAGACUCAUGGCACAUCAUCAUGCAACAUAUCGCAGCGUAAUAUCAAUCUAUCGAUUGCCAUGUACUUCAGUUACUUUGUGCUGUUUGCGCGAUUCUUCUACAAGGCAUACCUGUCACCCGGCGGACACAAGAGUCGUCGGAUGGCCGCUUCCUUGGUUGCCCAGAAUACCGCCAAGCUCUCCAGUCCGUCGACCGCCGAGCCGCAUUCCAGUAAAUAUGUUGGCGGCAUUGAUGAUGCCCAAAAUGCCUAUCUGCGCAAGGCCAAGGCGCAGUAAGGUGUUGCCCCAUGCCACAUGCCACAUGCAACAACUACAACUACAACUCCCUCUACUCCUCCCACUAUUUCUACUACAACUGGCAAGCGCCCCUACACCUCCCUCUAAUGGCUAAGGACAUUUUACGAUGCAGUACCGGUAUAAAAGUUGUUUUUUAAUUUUAACGGACACACACACACACACAACCUAACAGACAUACAGCAACACGGAGACGCACACGAGGGGCGUUUGAAGAAAAAGAUUAAUUAUAAGCAUAGAGUUUUACCAGGCGGCUGGCUUAUACACAUACCAAUAAACAGAUAUAUAUCUAGAUAGAUAUAUAUGUUUAUAUAAAGUCAUGUAUAUAAUGAAAAACUCUCCGAAUUGUGUUUUGUAAAAAGUUAGCAAUGAAUGAUCAACUUUUCGAAAGCUUGUAUACUCGUAGAGUGCAGCUCCCCUCCCUCUCGUAGAAUCGGAUAACAUCUACACAUAUACUUGGGGAGCUACAUGGAUAAGCCCCUAGGCGAACCUCAGAGAUAAACAUAAAUAUAACAUAACAUAAUAUAAUUUUCAUUAAAAAUUUCAAUUGUCAAUUUUGGGUUCAGACCGCCGCUCAGUUAUCCAAGAAUACGUAUAUGAUAUAUCCCUAUAUACAAUAUAUAAAUAUAUCUCUUUAUGUAUCUCUCUUCAAAAAUUAUUGUGUUGGGACGUAGCAAAUGUCUUUUGUAGCUGGAACCGAAUUGUACUUUAAGUCUCGAGAUAUAUACUUGUAUUUUAUGUAUAUUUAUAUAACCAGCAAGUUAACAAAACAAACAGAACGAAUAUGCUAAAAUAAGUUAGUCCUUUCAAACUUGUUCAACAUGAUGAUGACGAUGAUUUAAGCGCAAAUUGUUAUUGUAAUGUAAUAAACUGUAUACAAUAUUUAAUUUCAUAACCGCAUAGCAAGAAAACAAUUACAAGGGGCGUGCAUUUAGUAACCUUUUGUUUCGAAACUUUUCUUCGAAAUCAAAGUUUCUACACCGCAAGCAAGCAGGAAUGAAGGAACGAUUAGGUCCUUGAUAUGAACGUAACAAAACAAAAAAUAACAAACAAAAUAAAUGUUUAAAUUAUAUAUUUAUAUUUCUAAGAAAAACCAAGGAAAAUGAAAACGUAAUGCAAAUAAGCAAAGAAGUCCUACUUGAAAAGUUAAUUUAGUAUAAACGACGCAGAAUGAAUGACUAAAAACAGAAUGGGCGGAAGCGAGAGAAAGAGAUUUAUGUAGAGAGA
Messenger RNA from Drosophila innubila, 2441 nucleotides. RefSeq names its product elongation of very long chain fatty acids protein 6 (gene Baldspot). Lineage: Eukaryota; Metazoa; Arthropoda; Insecta; Diptera; Drosophilidae. Gene Ontology annotation, molecular function: fatty acid elongase activity. Gene Ontology annotation, cellular component: endoplasmic reticulum membrane. The record is from RefSeq and is a predicted model, not a curated record. The coding region runs from base 243 to 1196 and encodes 317 amino acids. The transcript is spliced from 4 exons. Gene Ontology annotation, biological process: sphingolipid biosynthetic process; fatty acid elongation, polyunsaturated fatty acid; very long-chain fatty acid biosynthetic process.